AUGAUGAUUGAAAAACAUGAGGAUCACUGUCUCAAAAGCUGUAGUGUUCAUUCAUAUAUAAGAAAGAAUUGGCUUGGAUCCAUUGUCUUCCCUUUUUCUGCUCUUCUGCAACAAUCUGAGUUUUUAGAUCAAACAGAGGUCUUGCAGAGAGCACAGAUUUUUAAGAAGAAUUGUAAGGCAAUCUUUCCCAACCGAAGAAUCAUAACUACUGUUUUUAAUGAUGAAGGGAUACAGUUCUUAGUCACAAGAUAUAUUAAGGCAUUAAAUCCACCUCAGCAACUUCUGGACAUAUUUCUUCACAAUUCUAAUGCAACACUUGACCUCAUUGCUCGAUUUGUAUCUUUGAUUCCUUUUAUGCCUAAUACACCAGAUGAAAAUGAUGGUUCUGAUAUAUGGAUGACAUCGGAGCGCUGCAUCAGUUUGGCUAUUGGAAAUAAGGAGGAGCAUGCCAUCCUUCUCUGUAAUUUCUUUCUGUAUUUUGGAAAGAAGGCACUGGUCCUCUUGGGAACUUCAGGGUUAGAAGGACAUGUGGCUUAUGUAUUAACUCAAGAAACUAAUGAGUAUUUGCUUUGGAAUCCAUCAACUGGCCAGUGUUAUAAGCAGUUUGACCCAUUUUGUCCCUUAAAAAGUGUAGAUUGUUUGUUUGAUGAUAGAAAUGUCUGGUUUAAUAUUCAACAAAGUAAUACACCAAUGGCUGUAUUUUUUGACUACUCAAAGGAAAGUUUCUGGAAGCCAUUGCUUCCAAAAAAUGUUCAAGGGACAAAAGUACAAAGCAUACAGCCUGAAGAAAUAAUUUAUUUUGAAACUGAUAAAAGCAUGGUAGAAGAUCUAAGGAAUAGGAUCGAAAGGACUCUGAAGAGUAAAGUGAUGGAAUGGCGACCUAAACACCCAACACGUUGGAAUCGACAAUGUACUUUGAUUUUGCGACAGAUCCUUCCUAAGCUGGAACUUGGCAUAGGAAGCUUUGUUUCUUCUGAAGGAGAUAAUGAAUUUGAAAGAAUACUACAAUUUUAUUGGGUCACGGGAUUUCCCAUCCAGAUGCCAUACACUGAUGUACAGUCAGUUAUUGAUGCUGUUUAUCAAACCGGAAUUAAUUCUGUUGAAUUUCCCCAGACAGAAUUUGCUUUAGCUGUAUACAUUCACCCAUACCCAAACAACAUAUUAUCUGUGUGGGUCUAUUUGGCUUCCUUAGUUCAAUAUCAGUGA
This is a messenger RNA of Saimiri boliviensis boliviensis (Bolivian squirrel monkey), 1206 nucleotides long. The record is from RefSeq and is a predicted model, not a curated record. NCBI's taxonomy places the organism in Eukaryota, Metazoa, Chordata, Mammalia, Primates, Cebidae.